Messenger RNA from Juglans microcarpa x Juglans regia, 1381 nucleotides. RefSeq names its product RHOMBOID-like protein 2. Gene Ontology annotation, cellular component: membrane. Lineage: Eukaryota; Viridiplantae; Streptophyta; Magnoliopsida; Fagales; Juglandaceae. The record is from RefSeq and is a predicted model, not a curated record. The transcript is spliced from 5 exons. Gene Ontology annotation, biological process: proteolysis. Gene Ontology annotation, molecular function: serine-type endopeptidase activity. The coding region runs from base 170 to 1189 and encodes 339 amino acids.
UAUACUAUUACAGUUAGAAACCUGAAAUUGCUCACCCACUCGCUCACAUCUCCCACUCCAUUUAAACCCUACACCAACUCAAUCCACUCCUUCAAUCUUCUCAAACCCGCACUCCUGACGCAGAAAUUUAGAGAGAGAAACACCAUUUGUAGAGAGAAAGAGAGAGAUAAUGCGUGGUGAAGAUCUUGAAAACAGGGGACGAGGAGAAGGAGGAGGAGGAGGAGGAGGAACAGGGGAAGUGAAAAGCAGAUCAAACUACAGAACCUACCCGGUCUAUUCUGAUUUCUAUACGAGAGAUGACUCGGAGACCCAAUGGACCCCCUGGCUGAUCCCAAUGUUCGUGGUGGCGAACGUAGCUAUGUUCCUUGCUGUCAUGCACGUGAACAAUUGUCCCAAGCACAAUCUUGGCCUGCAGGGGAAGUGUGUGGCAAGGUUUCUUGGGCGCUUCUCGUUCGAACCUAUUAAGGGAAAUCCUUUAUUUGGACCUUCUUCUGCAACAUUGGAAAAGUUGGGAGCUCUUGAGUGGAGCAAGGUUGUCCAGAAGCAUCAAGGAUGGAGACUUGUCACUUGUGUCUGGUUGCAUGCUGGUGUUAUUCAUCUGGUUGCGAACAUGUUGAGCCUGGUCUUCAUUGGUAUACGCCUAGAACAACAGUUCGGGUUUGUUCGGAUUGGAAUAGUUUACUUGUUGUCAGGUUUUGGUGGGAGCAUACUUUCUUCUUUUUUUAUCAGAAACAUUUCUGUUGGUGCCUCCGGUAGUCUUUUUGGGCUUCUUGGAGCGAUGCUUUCUGAACUUUUUACAAAUUGGACCAUCUAUACCAACAAGGCUGCGGCGCUGAUCACACUUCUUGUCAUCAUUGUCAUCAACCUUGGCAUUGGAAUUUUGCCACAUGUUGAUAAUUAUGCACACAUCGGUGGGUUUCUGGUGGGUUUCUUCCUUGGCUUUGUUGUGCUUCCCCGUCCUCAAUACGGGUGGUCAGAGCAUCAGAAUCUUCCUGCUGGAGUUCGUGUCAAAUCCAAAUACAAGUCUUACCAAUAUGCAUUUUGGCUCAUUUCCCUUGCUAUGCUAAUUGUUGGGUUUACAGUUGCAUUGGUGAUGCUUUUCCGAGGAGAGAAUGGGAAUGAUCAUUGCCACCGGUGUCACUACGUGGCUUGCGUCCCCACCUCAAGAUGGAACUGCGGUGAAAACUAACAUACCUUGCUGGGCCUCCCCUCCUCUCCUCUAGGAUCUAUUUUCUUCUUAAAUAUGUAAAUGCACAGUUGUUUUAUAGACAGCUAUUUCCUCUAUGUCUAUUAUCUAAUUCAUAGCACCUCUGGGCCUCAGAGAGUACAUGUUAUGUACGCUUUUGCUCUGAACGAACAUAUAUGCUUGGAUUGUGCCCCA